GGUCCUGCCUAGCUGAUGCCAGAUCAUGGUCCUUGGCUGGUAAAAGAGAUAAAAUAUAUUCAUGUUCUUAAUCUCUUAGUCCUAGAUGCCUGUGAUGAGCCACCUAGAUUCCAAGGUAUGAAGCCCCAGGAUGAACUUAAACCCAGUUAUAGUCCUGGGGACACUGUACAGUAUGAGUGUCGCCCAGGUUACCAGUCCCUGUCUCCUGGUAGUAACAUCUCUACUGUUUGUUGGAAAAAUAAUACUUGGUCACCUCUCCAGGAAUCCUGUAAAAAAAAAUCAUGUCUGAAUCUAGGGGAUCCCACAAAUGGCAUCGUUAACUACGUCAAUGGAAGUAUUGAAUUUGGUUCACAGGCUCACUAUGUUUGUAAUGAUGGUUAUUACUUAAUUGGGUCAGCUAUUCUUUAUUGUCAAGCUAGUGACGAUUCUAUGGACUGGAGUGAUAGACCCCCAAAAUGUGAAAAGAUUAUUUGUAAACCACCUGGAAAAAUUCUAAAUGGAAAAUACACCAAUAACCACAAGGAAAUAUUUGAAUACAAUGAAGUAGUAACUUAUAGUUGUGAUUCUUCUAAUGGACCAGAUGAGUAUUCACUUGUUGGAAACAACAUGCUUGUUUGCAUUGGGAAUGACAAGUGGAGUAGUGAGCCUCCUGAGUGUAAAGUGGUCAAAUGUGAAUAUCCAGUACUCCAAGAUGGAGAAAUCGUAUCAGGAUUUGGAACAAAAUUUUACUACAAAGCGAAAGUUAUAUUUAAAUGCAAGGAAGGUUUUACUCUUAUUGGCAGCAACACAGUUUUCUGUAAUGCGAACAGUACAUGGGAGCCUCAAAUACCAAAAUGUGUUAAAGAGUCGACUACUCCCAGUACCCAAUCUCCAAUUUCCAGUGUCUCAGUGUCGACUCUACCUCCAAUUCCCAGUGUCCCAGGUUCCAAGCCUAUUUCUCCAACUGUGUCUCCAGGAUCAAGUCAUCCAGGACAUCCCAGGCCCACUGAUGAAUCAGUACCUGAAGACAAUAAGCGUUUAGGUGUAGGACCCAUCAUUGGCAUCGUUGUUGGUGUAUUUGCUGUCUUGGGAGGAAUAGUUGGUGCCUGCGUAUACAAAUGUCUUUCCAAAAACAAAAGCGCGUAUCUAACUGAUGAGAGCCACAGAGAAGUCAAUCGUAUUUCUCCCAGAGAAGAGGAGAUGAAAGAAAGGUUUGCUUUUAUCAAAAAAAAGGAAAACAGAGAUUAGUACUUCAUACAGCGCUUACCGGGAUAAAUCAACUACCUCAGGAGAGCAGACACCCUAAAUGGGUUCCCCAAAACCAUGCAUCAUCUUGUUUUUAUUUUAUUAAAAUGUUAAGCCUACAGUAAAUUUGUAUAGCUACGAUGAAAAAUGGAACGGAGGCCUCAAAAAAUCAAAAACAGAACCAACAUGUGAACAGUAAUGCCACCCUGGGUGUAUAUGUCGGGAAACAGAGUCACCAUGUGGAAGAGAUCCCCACCCCUCCCCGUGUACUGCGGCCUUAUUUACAGAACUGAGACAUGGAAACAGCCCAAGUGCCCACUGAUGGAUGAGUGGAUGAAAAGUUGAUGUAUGGUGGACUACAGUUUAGCCAUGAAAAUGAAGGAAAUCCUGCCAUUUGCAUCAAUACAGAUGGACCUUGAGGAAAUUAUGCUAAGUGAAUAAAUCAUACAGAGAGAGACGAUAUACUUGUAUGAUCUCACUUUAUAUGUGGAGUCCAAAAAAAAAAAACCAAGCCAGUAGAAAAGAAAUCAGAUUUGUGGUUGUCAGAGGCAGGGUGUGCGGGGACAGGAAUUGAGUGAAAGUGCUCAGAAAAGGAACCAGCAGUUAUCAGUCAGACAAGGACUGGGAUGUAAAGGACAGGACAGGGACUGGAGUUAAGGUGGUGACACUGUAUAUUGUAUGUUGCCAAGUUGCUAAGAAAGUAAAUCUUUAUAAAGUUCAAACCACAAUGUAGUGAUGGAUGUUAGCUAAAUUUCUUGUGUUAAUCAUUUUGUAACAUACACAUUAUCAAAUCAUGCCGUUCACCUUAAAUUUACGCAAUGUUAGAAGUAAAUUGUAUCUCAAUACUAAAAGAAAACAUCUAUAAAAAUCAUCAGCUGGUUUCAUACACUGUCAGCAAUGCAACUGUUAAGCCAUAAUGCUAGCAUUUUACCGUGGCUUGAGAAUAGUCACCCUCCUUUAUGCUUCUUUGAAAUGUGUAAGAAUUUGGGUUUGAACACCUUGCUUUUUUCCCUUAACCCUUCUAUUUAGAGGGCAGGUCAACACAGUAUUCCUGGUAGUGUUAAAUGUGGGAAAGUAUUUUCUCUAUAAAAUCUCCAACGUCAGCAUGACGAUUCAAAAUGAAAUUGCAUUUCAUUUGUAAAGAAAGUCAUUUUUGAAUUUUUUUUCUUUUCAAAGAUUAAAGCCAACUCUGAAGACUCAUUCUUUAACAACCACAAAAUGUGCUUUAUAUAUUUAUCAUAAAAAGCCUUGACAAAUCUGUGUACGCUAUUUUGGGCCUUGGACAUUAAAAACAAGAAGAAUGAAUGCUGGGAAUUUGAACUAGUUUGACUUCUUUAAGAGAAUUACUGGAAAAUACUCUCAAAGUUAAUAGGGUAAAAUAGUAUUCUUAAAAGUUAUUUGUAACUCCUUGAUGAUUUAGAGAAGCUAUAAAGUUUAUGUCCGGCCUUAUACUUCAUCUCUUUUGAUAACAAUAAGCCAGUCUGAGAAAUCAAGAAGAAUUCAGCCUCAGUUGCCUGCUUCUGUGAAAAGUGAGGCUCUCACACACAUAACAGGAAGGCCAGCUCAGUGAGAACGUGAACAUUGUGGCCUUGUAGUCUUCUUAAAAAGAAAUCCCCUCUUUAAGAGAAUUAGAAUCCACGCUGAAUUCUGGCUCUAGGAGGUUUUCUCUUUCUUCUUGAGUAAGGAGAUGUCAAACCUAUCAUCUGAAGGUAGGCAGUUUUGUGGGGAGUAAAUUGAUAGGUAACCUCAAGUUGCAUCAGGAUCUUUGUCUCCAUGGGCACCUCUCAUCUGUAAAGGGCAGAGUAAAGAUUCAGUCACAUAUUUCAGAAAAGCAAACUUAACUUUGUGGACUUGCUGUUGGUCAUACAAAAGGAAGGAAAGAGGAACAGCUCAGGUAGCUCUUUAUCUCAGGUGGGGCAGCUCCCAGCCCCUUCUCAGUCCUCACACCAGGCAGGGCCGCUUUCAAAGGAGCCAGUGGUCAAAGAGGAGGGGCUGCCCUCUGCCCCAAAUAACAUUUGUACAGGUUUUGAUGUACAGUUUUAGAGUUAGUAGCACAAAUUGGGGCAAAGAAACAUUGCCUUGAGAAGGAUAUGAGUGGAUCAAGAGGGAACCAGAGUAAAUAAUUUUACUCCCUAAGGACCUGUUUAUAAGGUCCUGUUAAGUGUCCCUUCCCUUUAUAAUCUCUGGUGAGGCAUCUUAGGAAGAUAAGUUUGAGCAAAACUUACAGGAAUUCUUAAUUAGAGUUGAAGCUUUGCUGUACCCAUUUUCACGUAGUUUUCAAAAAUGUAGCACCUGCUCAGAAGAAAGGGGUGACUAGUACUUCCUUGCUAAAGCCCUCAAGUGUUUUCAACCAAAGAUCAUUCUGCUUACAAAAUAAACUGCUUUCUAUAGUAAUUGCCACUUCAAAAUUAGUCUUUCCAACUGAACAUAUUUAUAUGUGAAAUUGAAAUAUGUAUGCAAAUAUAAAUUACGUUGUUAAAUAAUUUGUCACAUAAUGAGGAAACCAUUUUUCUCUAGAAAUAAUUUAUUUAAAUAAGAGGAAAAAAUGUACUUUAAUUUACAAUUUUCUUAAAACUGCAAGAAUAUAUUCAUAGUAGAAUGGGAAGCCCCCCGUCUUUAUUGUUCAUUUUUUGAGACUUGAAUUCUGAAAAAUAAAAUGCAGGUUUGGAGAAGUU
Molecule: messenger RNA, 3899 nt
Organism: Vicugna pacos (alpaca)
Lineage: Eukaryota; Metazoa; Chordata; Mammalia; Artiodactyla; Camelidae
Source: RefSeq, a predicted model, not a curated record